This is a messenger RNA of Triticum aestivum (bread wheat), 1781 nucleotides long. RefSeq lists its product as uncharacterized. The record is from RefSeq and is a predicted model, not a curated record. The coding region runs from base 25 to 837 and encodes 270 amino acids. The transcript has 10 exons. NCBI's taxonomy places the organism in Eukaryota, Viridiplantae, Streptophyta, Magnoliopsida, Poales, Poaceae.
CUGGUUUACCCACACAAGGGCACAAUGAUGAAUUUUACGGAGGAUGCUCCUGUAAAGAAAGGCUUUGUUCUCUUAACAAGGAUGGAAAGUAUAACGGCAUACAAAAACCAACGUGGACAACCCAAAUCUGCAACUCCAGAACAAUCUGACAUUCCAGUGUCUGCUAAUGACUUGUGUUCCCUUGCUGAAUGGCCAUCCCAUGCUCGCCGCAACCGUGCGCGACUACAGGAUGAAGCUGGUGGACAGAAGAAGAAAGGGCGAGGUGUUCUAAAAGGUUUUAAAGCAUCUAAGAAGCGUUUUGCCAAUGGAUCUGCAAAGCUAAAUAUUACAUUCUCUGAAAAAUUGGGUGGUACAGUAGGAAUGAACUAUCGUUCGUUCAAGGAUGACGUGGUAGUCAUAAUGAAAAGAAAGUUACCACUCAUUGGAGUGAGGACGUGGUCGGACAUUCACCCUACCAUUCAUCGACUCAUUGUUGCAGAUAUAAUAGACAGAUGGGACCUGGAAGAUACACCAGAAACAGAAGAAAAAGUUCUCAAAAUUGCGAAAGAGAGAUAUAGAGGCUGGCGAUCAACUCUAAGCUCCACUUACAAGGCAUACAAAACAGAUGCAGCUAGAUUGGCUAAUCUGCCUGAAGAUUUACAACCAGAAGAGUGGGAAUGGAUGAUUGAGUACUUUGGCACUGAUUCAAAAUUUCAGGAACGCAGCCAAAAGAACGCUGAUAACCGUAAGAAACAGAAGACAAAACAUAUAAUCGGAUCAAAAUCUUACUCGGAAGUUAGUUUUGAGAAGAGAAACUUAGAAACUGGAGAAGAGCCAGAUUGUAUUGCUCUAUGGUAACUCACCCACACAAACAAUGGAACAUGGUCUAACACAGAUUCCCAGAAAGUUUACGACCAAGCACUUGAAGAGGUUAAAAACAAAGAAGCUGAAAAUGAAGGUCCACUUUCAAGUGAGCAGAAAAACAAUGUUUUCCAGACCGCUUACAAAGACACUCUGGAAUGCAAGUCAUCGCAGCCUCGUGGGUACGGAUACAUGGCCAAAACUUCAACUGGUUCUGAAAAGUUCCGUAUCCAGAUUGAAGAGCAAGCUCGUGCUACAACAGCCACCCAGGAGCGAAACUCUCAGCUCAGCCAGCAGGUCAAUGACUUAGAAGAUCAACUACAAGCUGAACGUGCUAACACACAAGAGAGGAUUAACUUGGAGCGUGCUGAGAGAGAACAACUUGAGGAGAGGUUAAAAGAAGAGCGUGCUGAAAGGGAAAGAUUGUUGCAAGAGGAGUGAACAUCAAGACUGGAAUUUGAAAAAAACAUGAUGGCAAAGUUUGUAGAAUUGAGAAAACAGAUGGAAACCCAACAGGUUCCUACGAAGAGGGUUGACAAAGAAAAUAGUAAUCCAAACUUGCAAAAUAUUCUUUCACAGACAUCUAGUUCUAAUAAGACUCCAGGUUCAAGGCCGACUGCUAUUUCUUCAAAUGCGCUCAUACAAGCUGCAGCAAGGCAAUCUAGAAUGUAUAAAGCAAUGGAUCCAAAGAACUAGCUGGACUGGACUCUAGAUCACGGGCAGUUUAGUCUUCGAAGUUAAUUAGGAUGGCUAAAUUACAUUUGAGUUUUAUUUGAUGGAUAUUUUCUAUCAGAAGUUUGAAUUGUAUGAAUCUACAUAUUAUACGUAUGGUUUUGAAUAUUGUAAUUAAAACCCUGUAAUUUUUUUUUACGAUUGCAAUAGACUAUUACCACAACCCAUUUUUGGUUGCCACAUGCUAGCACCACUAAAAAUAUAGUGUU